AUGUUUGACAGUUAUUAAACAUAAAAUUGUAUUGACUAAACAAGGAAUGAUUUGCUAAUUCUAAAACAUGGUGAAACUAAGUACUUUUAUUAAAAGAAUAGUUGUAAUGUGUUUUUUCAUAAGUAUUUUCAAUAUAAAUGCCUAUGUAAAAUCCCUCAUCAAACUUUUCUAGCAUUAUUUUCUAUCCUUACUAGCCAACAAAAACAAUUCCAAGAUGACAGAAACCAAGAAUUUUGCCAAUAAAGCCCUCAAUUAGUCUUUCUACAAUAAAAACUUAUUUAAGCUAAAAAUUCUAAAAUGUAGCUUUUAAUUUUUUAAGAUUUUCUUUUUUGUUAUUAUUAGAUCUUUUCAUGCUUUUGGAUGGAAAUAAACCGCCAAGAAGGUAAUUUAGAUAUUUUUAGAAAAAUAAAGAUCAACAAGCUUGCCCACACUACUUAGAUUAGGUAAGAAAGAUUAGAUUUUAAGUUUAUUUAAUUUAAUUAAAUUAUAUUUUGA
Tetrahymena thermophila SB210 is the source of this 495-nucleotide messenger RNA. RefSeq lists its product as hypothetical. The transcript has a single exon. The record is from RefSeq and is a predicted model, not a curated record. Lineage: Eukaryota; Ciliophora; Oligohymenophorea; Hymenostomatida; Tetrahymenidae.